CCAGUCUCCAGUCCAGGCGGCCGGGGCGGCGCUGGUUGCUAGGAAGCCAGGUUUCCACCAAUCACCUGCCCAGUUCUCAGUGGGCGGGACGCGGCUCGCAGCGUCUGUGGUAACCUGGAGGCUGCAGAGGAGAGGGCCUAAGCCGGAGAGGUGGGCUCCCUGGCUGCGGUCGGCCGAGGUUCCGUGAGGGUCCCAGUUCCGGUCCUGGUGACUGGAGGAGGAGUGGGGGCCCUUCUCCCCAACUCCAGCCGAAAGGAAGCGGGCGUCCCUGUCUGGCCUGAUAGCUUUGUGUUCAAAUAAAGGUGACCGCUGGAAUUAUUCUCAUCCACUUUUUUAAUGUAAGGAGGGAAAAUGACUGCUGGUUCAGUGUGUGUCCCUCAGAUCAUACCAUUGCGAGUGCCUCUGCCCGGAAAAGCCAACCAUGAAAUUGAUAACAAUACCCUUUUGGAAAUGAAAUCUGACACCCUAGAUGUCAACAUAUAUUACACCCUGGAUGGCAGCAAACCUGAAUUCCUGAAGAGAGUUGGUUAUGGUGAAAAUACUACAUUUAAAUAUACAAAACCCAUCACUCUACCUGAUGGAAAAAUACAAGUUAAAGCUGUUGCUGUCUCUAAGAAUUGAAGAAUGGACUUUUGGGAUCAAAACUAAGGAAGAAAUAUAAGAAUGCCAAAAAUAAACAAGGCUGGAAUGUUAACUUUAGAAAGUUUGCAGGUAUGAUGUGACAGGACAAGGUAAAUUUUUUUAUUCAAAACCACCAAACAGGUUCACUGCUUGUUUCCUUGUCUGCAGACCUUGCUGGGAUAAGAGACGCUGGGGUACAGAAGUGAGCUGUAACUGGAGUUCAGUGCUGUCCUUGCUGACAGCUUAAGACCAUGACAGUAACCAAGGAGUCCAAGAAAGUCAGAUUUAUCCACUCACUGCAAUGGGGGAGACCACACACCAGAACCACCAUGGGCAUCUUACCAGGGGAAAAGACAGUUGUAGGGAUUGGGGGCUGGGUGGUGUUUGGGUGAAAUUUAAAUGAAAACUAAGUUUUGAUAGGCACAAGGCAAAGCAGGGCUGUGUGUGAAGUGUCACUGCCUGUUGGGUCUGCAAAGGGCCCAGGGCUCUGUUACCUUGGGAACCACAGAGAUAAAUGUGGAAUGCUGUGUGCAGAAACCCUUCUCUGAAACUGCAGUGGGAAGUUGAGGCUGCUUCUCUGUGUCUAAGUGACUCUUCAGGCAAGAGUUGGAUGUUUCAUUCUUACUGACAGGAUUUCAAACAGCACAGUUUUUGAUAAUCUCUGGUUUUAGAGAACAUGGUUUGCCAACAAGUAAGAAACAGUAGUGACUCCAAAUGGGGGCUGUUAGGACAUUUACAGCUGCAGCAUGUCUUUGGGAGAAGUAAUGUUUCUUGCUAACCUUGCAAUUGGGUUUGUCUUUUUCCAGCCUAUGAAGGAUGUUGUGGGACGUUGUGGAAUGUAGUGGGGCAGAUCUCAGUCUGGGCUAAUUUUUUCAUUCUCAGUGCCAAUUCACUGCAUAGAGGUUUCUUUAUAUAACAGCUACUUCUAGAUAAAGAAUGUGAUGACAGUGGUCCCUUUAAAGGUGUCCAACUAUGAGGACAUAUUUACAUGAUUACAUGUGUAAUUGCAGAUGUUCACAGAGCAAUGUUUUUGAUAUAAUUGUAGACCUCGAGGUAGGUGAAAGAACUGACCCUAAAACGUUGAAAGAUCUUCACUUCUCAGAGAGUCCCCUGGAAAUCCCAGCUUACCAUGAAGAAUCAGGUUCUAGACCACCCACCCUCCAGUUUCAGUCCCCUAGUUUUGCACAUGCAACUGGCCAGAAGAGUUUGACAAGCACAGAGAUCAUGAGAAUUCAAAGGGACAUAGACUUUCUUAAGUGUGCCCACUGCCUUGCCCCCCGCCCAUCUGAUCCCUUUGCUCACUUCUGUCAAGAAUGUGGCUCUCCUGUCCCACCCAUGCUUGGCUGUCGUCUCCCACCCCCAGAAGGAGCUCAGAUGGGCUUAUGUGCAGAAUGUGGAAACAUGGUGCCCAUGAACACUCCCAUCUGUGUGGUGUGUGAGGCCCCUCUUGCUCUCCAGCUGCAGCCACAGGCCAGCCUCCGCUUGAAGGAGAAAGUUAUCUGCCGCACCUGUGGCACGGGCAAUCCUGCCCAUCUGGAAUACUGUGUCACCUGCGAGGGGGCCCUGCUUUCAUCACAAGAGUCCAGGUGCAGUGGAGAUAAAGCUCCUCCUCUGCCCACCCAGAGAGGGGAGACCAUGUCCUGCUCCAAAUGUGGUCACCGCAAUCGCCGGGAGGCUCGCUUCUGUGACUGGUGUGGAGCCAAGCCUGGCAUUCCUGCUUGCUACUCUGUUUGCCCUAAAUGUGGGGCCAGCAAUCACCCAUCUGCCCGGUUCUGUGGCUCCUGUGGUAUUUAUGUGAAGUCCUUGGCAAAACUUAGCAUGGACAAGAGCCUGUCUCUAGCUGCUGGAGGACCUGGCUCUUUGGCUGAGCCCCGAUCUGCCUGGCAGUUCCUGAGUGUUCCUUUGACCAGACCUGAUGCUGGCCCUAAGAAGGACGUAGGCACACAGACCACUGGCCUGUUCUACCCAUCUGGCACAGUACUAGCCAAAAAGGAACUGGAAAUGGUUUCUGAAAAGCAGAGACAGGAGGAAAUGAGUGACCAUAAGCCUCUCCUCACAGCCAUCAGCCCAGGGCGAGGGUAUUGGAGAAAACAGUUGGAUCACAUCUCUGCUCACCUCAGGUCUUAUGCUCAGAACAACCCUGAAUUCCGGGCCUUGAUUGCAGAACCCAGGAUGGGAAAGCUUAUCUCUGCUACUGUCCAUGAAGAUGGAUAUGAAGUUAGCAUCAGGCUGAAUUAUAUUCAAGUCUCAAAUAAGAACACUUACCUCAACAAUGCAGUGAAUUUCAGUGACCACUUCCUGAGCAGUGUCACCGAGGGUGGUAAUGGGCUGUCCGGCAGCAGGUCCAGCUUGGUGAGUGACUAUAGCCAGAGCACCCCAGAUACCACUAAAAAAGUCAAGCGGACAAAGACUUUCAAGACCAAAAAAUUUCAAGAAAAGGAGGAGCCGCUUACACCUGAGAACAGGCUCCUGCUGAGGGAGGUCGGAGCCACAGGGGAAGGAAGAGUCUCUGUGAUGGAGCAGCUGCUCGAUGACGGAGCAGAUCCUAACUGCAGUGAUAAUAAGGACCGACCCCUUAUAACCAUGGCUGUUGUGAAUAAGCACCAUGAAGCAAUUCCAGUUCUUGUGCAGAGAGGAGCAGACAUCGACCAACAGUGGGGACCGCUUCAAAAUACAGCUCUUCAUGAAGCAACUCUGCUUGGCCUGGAAGGAAGGGAGUGCAUUGCUACUUUACUGCGAUGCAAUGCAAACACCCAAAAGAAGAAUAUGAGAGGCCAGACAGCAUACGACCUGGCGCUGGGAAUUGGGGAUGACUUCAUCACCUCACUUUUCGCUGCUAAGCUUGGCCUGGAUGACUGUUAGACCCGAGGGUCUCUGUGGAGUUUCAUUUAAAGAACCCAUCCAGCUCUGGCUGUUCUUUGUUUAUUUCUUUCUGAAAUGUGUAUUUGUAGUUUGGGAAUUGAGGCUGAGUAGAACUCAUAUGAUUUUUUAUUAUAUGUCAGUAUGAGCCACCAAUACCCCUUGGGCGUGUCCCAAUAUGCCCAGGAUGAUGAUGAGCUUAAGGUAUGUUUUUUUAAUUGUUUAUUGGUGCUUAUUUUAUAAUCUUCCUUUAAGUUUAUUUUUCAACAGAUAAUUGCACAUGGUUCAAAGCUAAAAAGUAUAAAGUAUUAUAUAGUGAAAAAUCUCCCUCAUUCCCUGUCCAACCUCCACCCAUGGGCCCUCCUCAGAGGCAACCAGACAGAGUCAACUGUAUCUUUCCAGCAAUAGUUUAGGAUUAUGUAAGCACAUUAUAUAACAGAUGCAUAUGUACAAAGUGUACAUAAGAUAUAAAUACACAUAACACAGAUAUACUCCAUCCCCUCUUCUAGGACAAAUAGUAUAGCAAAUCACGCACUGUUCUGUGUCACAUUCCUUUGCAUAAUGUAUCUUUAGGUGGCUCCAAGUUAGCACAUAAAAAUAGUUUAUUUAAAAUAUUAGUCUUGUUGAACUCACCAAUAUUCCUAUUGCUACGAUUUGUUCUUUGGUUUAAAUAAGCUUUGAAUAAACUAUCUGCAGGAACAUGUAAGUUUGCCUUAUUUCUUUAUUCAAUUGUUAUUUCAGUCUCUGGGUCGUAAUGCUAUAAUCAAGGAAUCCCUAAAUUGUUUCUGUUCAUGUAUGUAAAUAGUGUCAUUUAAAUGGGGUUGGGUGGCCGAAAGGAGGCCUUUAUGUGUUAGAUCUACUAGAAAUGUAAAGAGCAAAACACUAUUAAAUUAUUAGAUGUUACGAAAAUAUU
Molecule: messenger RNA, 4393 nt
Organism: Manis pentadactyla (Chinese pangolin)
Lineage: Eukaryota; Metazoa; Chordata; Mammalia; Pholidota; Manidae
Gene: DZANK1
Product: double zinc ribbon and ankyrin repeat domains 1
Exons: 19
Coding region: 1594-3483 (629 amino acids)
Biological process (GO): eye photoreceptor cell development
Molecular function (GO): protein binding
Source: RefSeq, a predicted model, not a curated record